Apis laboriosa (Himalayan honeybee) is the source of this 1088-nucleotide messenger RNA. Its product is annotated as SWI/SNF chromatin-remodeling complex subunit SNF5-like. The coding region runs from base 108 to 1088 and encodes 326 amino acids. The transcript has 2 exons. Lineage: Eukaryota; Metazoa; Arthropoda; Insecta; Hymenoptera; Apidae. Gene Ontology annotation, cellular component: extracellular matrix. The record is from RefSeq and is a predicted model, not a curated record.
UAUUGUUAGCGGAUGACACGAAAACAGCGACAGUCAUCAGGCAUAUAAAAGUACGACGAAUUUUACCCCAAGGCAUCAGUCUUCUGGCGAUCUUCUUGCAAACAAACAUGGCUGGAAAGCUCAUCAUACUCUUAAGCGUGACAGUCUUUUCAAAGGGGGCGGUGGUAUCGGCAAUACCGGCAGUGUCAACACCUAUAGUGGCAGCAAAACUCGAGGAAUUAGAUGCACCUCAAUAUAGUUUCGCGUAUGACGUUCAAGAUGCCGUAACCGGGGACUCUAAAGCCCAAUAUGAAACUAGAAAUGGUGACUUGGUACAGGGUAGUUAUAGUUUGAUUGAGGCAGACGGUACUCGACGCAUAGUCGAGUAUACAGCAGAUCCUAUAAAUGGCUUUAACGCAGUGGUAAGCCGAGAACCAGCAACCGCUAUAGCAGCCAUUGCAGCUCCAUUGAUACCAUACGCACCAGCCAUCGCGUCUGCCGCGCCAGCUGCACCUGUUCUGCCUGCAGCACCUGCACCAGCACCAGCCAUUCCAGCCAGCGGUCCGGAUUCUGACGUUGAAGUAGUUGAGGCUAGAUCCGGUCCUCUGCUUGCAUCCAAUGAUCCAAUCGCUCGUGACGAGCAACUUCGACAACAACAAGAGCAACAAUUGCAGCAAUUGAAAGAGCUUGAAAGACAACAACAAGAACAGCAACAGAAACAAUUGCAACAAUUGCAACAGCUCCAACAACAAUCCAGAUUGCGAUUCCAACAGCAAAUUCAGCAACAGCAAAGAAUACAACAAGAACAGGGACAGCAAGAACAAGAACAUCAAAGGCAACAACCAUUACAACGACAACAAUCACAAUAUAAAUUAUCACAACAGCAGCAACAGGCUUCUAUACCAGUAAAAACUCUUGCCACUCCGAUACAAUUGCCAGCAAAAGCUCCACAAGCGGCGAGAUUAGUAAGCUUGCCAGCGACUAAAACUGUUACCACUUUUGCCUCUUAUCCUAAUGCCUAUACGUACACAGCUGCUUAUUCAUCACCCUUAGCUUACGCAGCUCCUAUUGGAGGUUUCACUUAUGCACCCGCCACCGCUCUUGUGUAA